AGGCCCCGAGGAUUGGGGAUUCCCCAAGGCCACUCAGUUCCCCCCCACCACACCCCACUUCUGUAGCAUCUCCUGUAGCCUCCCCCUUGCUGGUGGGGGGUUGUGUCAACCCCUUCCUCUGGCAGGGUGGGCAACUGUGCCCAAAGCCUCGACGUCGUGGACCGUGCGAGUGUUCUUUUAAAAACAUCUGCAGACUGAUUUGUUGAUUGAGCAUAAUGAGCAGUGAGGAAGAAACAUGGGAGAAACUGGAUGCAGAAUUUGACCACUAUGUUGUAGACAUGAAGCCUUAUGUUUUGAAAUUGUCUCAUAAAUCAGAACGUCAAAGAUGUGCCCUUUGGAUUAAAAAACUUUGUGAGCCUUCAGGUGCAGGUACAGGGGUUGUUGGUAGGAAAAACCGGAACUUAUAUGCAAGACUACUUCUACAUAUGCUGAAGAGGGGAGUGCUGGAGGGCCCAUUUACACAUAAACCAGAAACAGGAAUAUUGAAAACUCUUCCUUCAUACAUGUCAAUCUAUUUUGAUGAACCAAAUUCAACAAGAGUAUGGAGUGACAGCCCGGAAGAUUUACCUGAUUGGGUCAUGGGAGAGCUGCGACAAAGUGAUUCUAAAUUGGAUGAGUCCUGGAAACUUCAUUUUAGGGAGGAGUCUAUGGUAUCCUCACCUCUUGUACACAGGGAACAAUAUAAUUACAAUGGAAAACUAGCACUAAAGUCACAUUCUAUGAGUCCACCACAUCUGUCAGAAGAUGAGAACUUUUCUUCAAAGAUACCAGAAGAUCGCCAUGCAAAAAAAAUUUCUUUCGAUGACAGUGACCUUGAAGCUCGUCUCAACAGUUGGAAUCUUGGGCUAGAAAAUCCCAGAUAUUUACGUGAGAAACCAAUACCUUUGUCAUUGAUGUCACCCAAGAUAGAUGUGGGAAGAAACAGCACUUCUCGUGAUGAACCUAUGUUCCGUAUGCAUGAAAAGGAGCUGGAGAUGAAAACAAAACUAAUGGAAGCUAGAAUUCAUGAAGAAAAGCUUAAAUUACAGCAGAAGCAUGAUGCAGAUGUUCAGAAGAUUUUGGACAGAAAAAAUGAUGAAAUUGAGGUACUGAAGACCUUGUACAAAACCAAACAGUGUGAAGCUGAAGAGAUUAUUCAGAAACUUGAAAAAAAAGUUCAGACGCUUGUCCGUGAGUCACAAGUUGUUAGAGAAGCCAAGGAAAAACAAAUCAUGGAGUUAAAAAAAUUGUGUGAACAAAGUACAGAUUCCCUGAACAAUGAGUGGGAGAAAAGGCUCCACAAUGCUGUGGCCGAAAUGGAAAAGGAAAAAUUUGAUCUUCAGAAGAAGCACACAGAAAAUAUCCAGGAAUUGCUGGAGGAUACAAAUACACGUCUAAGUAAAAUGGAAGUAGAAUAUUUGGCACAAACCAAAGCAACUAACCAUAUGGUCAAAGAGCUAGAGGCCCGUGUCCAUCAAUUGACUGUGGAAGCUGAAACCAGUAAUCUGAAGCAUCAAAAGGUAUCUCAGGAAAAGAACAAUCUGGAACAAUCCUACCAGGCUGUACGCACAGAACUUGAAGAAAUCAAGGCAAGGCGCAAUUCACUUCAAAAAGAAAAGGGGCGUAUCGUACAAGAGUAUGAGCAAAACAUUCAACAACUACAAACCAAAUAUGAUGCUGACCUAAAUUUGGUGAAACAGGAACAUGCUCUUUCUGCAGUAAAGGCAUCUGAUGUGAUUGAAGAAUUAGAACAGUGUGUGUCUCAAUUAAAACAACAGUUACUAGAAUCAGAACAUCAAAGGCAGCAACAGCUGAGGGACCAAGAGCAGAGAUUUCUACAGGAGAAAGCUCAUUUAGAGAGAUCUCAUGAAAAAAAGAUUCAUGGAUUACAGAAUGACUUUGAUAAAGAGAGAGUGGAUUCUCACAAGACAAUACGAAAACUGGAUGAUAUUCUGAGGGAGAAGGAGGAGCAGCUGACUCAGGUGAUCGAGGUACAGAGGCUGCAAGCCCAGCAGGCUGAUGCUGCCCUGGAGGAGUUUAAGCGGCAGGUGGAGCUGAACUCAGAAAAAGUCUACGCUGAAAUGAAAGAGCAGAUGGAAAAGGUGGAAGCAGAUCUAACCAGAUCAAAAUCUCUCCGUGAAAAGCAGUCAAAAGAAUUCUCCUGGCAGUUGGAGGAGCUCAAGCAAAGAUAUGAGCAACAGAUAGUAGAGCUGAAGCUGGAGCAUGAACAGGAGAAGACGCACCUAUUCCAACAGCAUAGCACAGAAAAGGAUUGCCUGGUCCGAGACCAUGAACGGGAAAUUGAGAAACUAGAAAAACAGCUUCGGGCUGCCAUGACAGAGUACGACAAUAAAACUCAAGAAUGCAGGAAACGAGAUGCGCAGGUCAUCUGUGAUAUGGAAGCCCAGGUCCAUAAACUGAGGGAAGAGCUAAUUCAGGUGAAUACUCAGAGAAAACAGCAGCUGGUUGAACUUAGCCUUCUUAGAGAAGAAGAAAAGCAAAGAGCUGUUCGGGACCAUGAGGCUGACAUGAACAAGCUGAAAGCUGAGUCAGGGAAGAUGAUGCUAGACCUGAAAAAGAUGAAUGCUGCAGAAAAGGAGAUGGCACUGGAAAAGGCCAACAGCAGGUUGAAGCAGAUUGAAAAAGAAUACAGUCAGAAGUUUGCCAAAUCUUCACAGAUCAUAGCUGAACUUAAGACAACCAUUUCCUCUCUGACAGAGGAAAGCAACCAGCAGCAGCUUGCUUCAGAAAGGCGUCUGCAGGAUGUUUUACAAAAGUUUGAAGAUGAGAAGCAGCAGCUGAUUAGAGAUAAUGACAGAGCAAUCAAGGUCUUGCAAAAUGAGAUGCAAAGCUGUUGCAAUCAGGUUCGCGCUGCAGAAAAGAAGAUGCAACAAAGAGAUCUGGAGACACAAGAACAGAUGACUUUUAUACAGCAAGAAUACGAAACCAAACUUAAAGGUCUAAUGCCAGCAUCGUUGAGGCAAGAACUUGAAGACACAAUUCUUUCAUUAAAAUCUCAGGUAACUACUGGAGCUGACUGGUUUGUUCAAGCAUCCAGUGGACUUCUUUCAGCAGGUUUGAAGAUUUGGAUCUUGUGAACUAAUCUGAGAGAUCAGUGGUUGUUUUGUUAAAGCAGACAAUGUAAUUAAGCCCAUGAAGCACAUCCUUCAUUCAUAACAGUAUUUUAAGUUACCGCUUAUUUAAAUUAUUUUAUCAUUAUAUUAAAGAUUUUUAUGCUUUUGAUAUAUUCAAUAUUUGUAUUUGUCAAUAUACUUACUG
Molecule: messenger RNA, 3258 nt
Organism: Elgaria multicarinata webbii
Lineage: Eukaryota; Metazoa; Chordata; Lepidosauria; Squamata; Anguidae
Gene: CEP112
Product: centrosomal protein 112
Exons: 26
Coding region: 216-3077 (953 amino acids)
Source: RefSeq, a predicted model, not a curated record